AUUUUCCAUUUAGUGUUUCACGAUGUUUACGCUAUCUAAGUUUUCUCAACCCUGGAUGCAGUCAUUGCGCAGCGCCUAUAUAGUGUCCAAGCGCUUCCCCAAACGCAAGUACCAUGAUCAGAAGAAAAACGAAGAUGACGAAGGAGAGAGACCCACAAAGAUCUCGGCGGCCGCUCAGCUCGCCCAAGCCGUGCAUAGCGACACCAAGCUGGAGUCACCGGAGCCAGUGCAGCGCAUGGUCGAGCUGGAGAAUGUGCGCUCCCGGAUCAAUGAGCUGGAUCAGCGCAAACUACGGCAUCAGGAAUACGCCCAGAUGCUCAAACAGCUGAUCAUCAAGCCAUCCAACUAUGCCCAGGAGAUGAAGCUGCCAUUCAAGCAGCCCAUACCAGCCAACAACAUGCGUCAAUCGCUUCGCAACUGCUCCAGCACCGAGGAGGUGCUCCAACUGACCAACGACCCCGAGCAGCUGGCCAACGAGCUAGUGCGUCUCGCCUGGGAGCUAAAAACCGAGAAGCGCAAAAACGAUGUCGUACUGGAGAGCUAUCUAGAGCUGAAGCAAGAAAUUCUCAACGGCAAGUCCAAGGCCAAUGGCGAUACUUAGUCGACAGUUCCAAACAACAAAAGCACUGACGAUAGCGGUGGCAUCCGUAUCAA
Drosophila navojoa is the source of this 654-nucleotide messenger RNA. RefSeq lists its product as uncharacterized. The record is from RefSeq and is a predicted model, not a curated record. Lineage: Eukaryota; Metazoa; Arthropoda; Insecta; Diptera; Drosophilidae.